Messenger RNA from Lottia gigantea (owl limpet), 585 nucleotides. RefSeq lists its product as hypothetical. The record is from RefSeq and is a predicted model, not a curated record. The transcript has a single exon. NCBI's taxonomy places the organism in Eukaryota, Metazoa, Mollusca, Gastropoda, Lottiidae. The annotation marks the transcript as partial.
UCCUUGGUUCCACUUUCUCCUUGGUCCCAUUCUCUCCUUGGUUUCACUUUCUCCUUGGUCCCAUUCUCUCCUUGGUUCCACUUUCUCCUUGGUCCCAUUCUCUCCUUGGUUCCACUUUCUCCGUGGUUCCACUUUCUCCUUGGUCCCAUUCUCUCCUUGGUUACACUUUCUCCUUGGUCCCAUUUUCUCCUUGGUUCCACUUUCUCAUUGAUUCCAUUUUCUCCUUGGUCCCAUUCUCUCCUUGGUUCCACUAUCUCCUUGGUUCCUCUUUCUCCUUGGUUCCAUUCUCUCCUUGGUACCAUUCUCUCCUUGGUCUCAUUCUCUCCUUGGUACCAUUCUCUCCUUGGUCUCAUUCUCUCCUUGGUACCAUUCUCUCCUUGGUCUCAUUCUCUCCUUGGUUCCACUUUCUCCUUGGUUCCACUUUCUCCUUGGUCUCAUUCUCUCCUUGGUCUCAUUCUCUCCUUGGUUCCACUUUCUCCUUGGUUCCACUUUCUCCUUGGUCCCAUUCUCUCCUUGGUCCCAUUCUCUCCUUGGUCCCAUUCUCUCCUUGGUUCCACUUUCUCCUUGGUUCUACUUUCUCCUUGG